AUGACUCUGACUCUGCCUGAUGCUGCAGCGGCAUUGACGACCCGCAAUCCUCCGAACGUUGACUUCUCGCAAAUCCCUAUAUCCACUUUAGAGAAUAUAAGGAACCGACUUAAUCAAGUUCAUCUUACGCUAAGAAAGCUAUUAGAUAGCGUGAACAUAUACAAUAAGCUUCCUAAUAAGGGAAGACAGUACAUGGUGAUACAGAACCAGCUUCAAGUACUUAUUACUCAAUUCCAUUCCCUUGCUGCCCAAUUAGAUAGUAACAGUGAACUCUUGAGGGAUACCAAUGUGUACCCGUUACCCGCCUUUCCCACGUCACAACAAGAAGGACUUUUAACUACGUUACUUCGGAAGAAACCACUUCCCGAGGUGGAUGAAUGGAUUGAAUCGGCUCUAACAGAGAAAGAGGAUAAGAGCAAUGAUGUUCAAACGGAUGACUUAUUUGCUCAAUGGUGUAUGAUGAAGAUUCAAGAGCUUAAAGAUGAGUUCCAAUUCUAUGGCUUCCACACCGUACAAGAAUUGGAACGCAUGGAGACACCAGAAGGGAAGGAAGAACUUCGAAAGAAGAAAGAAGAAGAACUUCAAGAGCAAGAAUUAGAAAGAAAAAUCAGUAGUAAUGGGAAACAAGCAAUGCACCCAAACAAAGUAUUAAAGUUCAUGUGCAGUGGACAGCUUUAG
Molecule: messenger RNA, 678 nt
Organism: Lizanozyma spartinae
Lineage: Eukaryota; Fungi; Ascomycota; Pichiomycetes; Serinales; Debaryomycetaceae
Gene: MED8
Product: Med8p
Exons: 1
Coding region: 1-678 (225 amino acids)
Biological process (GO): regulation of transcription by RNA polymerase II
Cellular component (GO): mediator complex; core mediator complex
Molecular function (GO): transcription coregulator activity; RNA polymerase II cis-regulatory region sequence-specific DNA binding
Source: RefSeq, a predicted model, not a curated record